Messenger RNA from Exaiptasia diaphana, 1834 nucleotides. RefSeq names its product glutathione peroxidase-like. Gene Ontology annotation, molecular function: glutathione peroxidase activity. NCBI's taxonomy places the organism in Eukaryota, Metazoa, Cnidaria, Anthozoa, Actiniaria, Aiptasiidae. Gene Ontology annotation, biological process: response to oxidative stress. The transcript has 11 exons. The record is from RefSeq and is a predicted model, not a curated record.
GGCAGUGGAUUGGUUGAUUGAUAAUGGGUGUGCCAACUCAAGAGAAGAAGCUGUUCAUCUAGGACAAGAUAUUCUAGAUCUUGACAUUAUUCAUCAUGUCGUUGAUGAUCAUAUGUUUGAGGACAAGCCCCUGUAUUAUAGAUUCAGACAAGAUGACCCACCUACAUUAUCACCAUCUGGUCCAAGUGUUGCAUCACUGAAGUCCGAAUGUGGUACAAAGUCUGGUUCAGCACACAAGAAAGGUUGGGUAAAAUGGUCAGCUUGUUACUUGGUGCUCAAACAAGGUGGAGAUACUUUGUAUGAAUACAAGACUGAAUUGGAUUCAACACCAAAUAAAGUAUUUCCUUUGAAAGAUUCUUCAAUCAAGAUUGAUAAGACUACCAAAAAUACCUUUACUAUUUCAUUCCCAGAUAUACAAAUAUCAGUGCUUCGUCUUUCCUUUAUUAAUGAUGAUGAAAUGCUGUCAUGGAUCAAGGCUUUGGCAUCCUCUGGUGUAGAUACAGGCCAAAUGGAAGAGGAUGUUGAUGACCAAAUUAAAUCCGCAACUUCUAUCUAUGCAUUCAAAGCAAUGGACAUUGAUGGCAACAUGAUAAGUCUUGACAAAUAUAAGGGACGAGUCACUUUGAUUGUCAAUGUCGCCUCCUUCUGAGGUCUUACCCAGAAGAACUACACUCAGCUUGUGGAACUGCACUCCAGAUAUGCUGAGAAAGGCUUGUGUAUUCUAGCUUUCCCCUGUAAUCAGUUUGGAAAACAGGAUCCUGAACCUGUCAUUAAAAUGUUUGCUGAAAAAUUCAACGUACAGUUUGACAUGUUUUCAAAAGUGAACGUAAARGGCGCGAAUGCUAUUCCUUUGUACAAAUACUUGAAGAGUCAGCWGAAAGGRACAUUGGGAAGUUUUAUCAAGUGGAAUUUUGCUAAGUUUUUGUGUAAUCGAGAAGGCAAACCUGUCAAGCGAUACUCCCCUCCUGUGGCUCCUUUGGACAUCGCAAGUGAUAUCGAAAAACUGCUGUAGGAAGAUGACUUCUACAAUUAUCAACUCAAAACUACAUAUUCUUACGUCACAUUACUAACUACAUAUUAUUUUGGUAACCUUACAUCACCAUAUCGCUCUGCACAGUCAUACGAAACUUACUUACUGUCACCAAAGUUAUCGAACUUCGUUACCGCUACGCMUCACUUACCGCGCAUUUACCUCCGUAAAGUCACUUUUAUUCCGCGUUGCAUCAUGCAUCAAUGCCGUUUCUUACUGGAAAACAGUCGCGCACUUUAAAAGUUGUCAAUUUGAUGUAAAUAUGAUGUAAGUGUCCAAAAUGAUGUAAAUCUGUUACAUCAAAUUUACAUCCUUUAAAGUGCGCGAUUUUUUCCAGUGUACUUACUGUCAAUCGUUGUCAUAAGCAACCGUCACUACUGCGUACUCAUAUACUUAACAACACCACCGUUAGCUACCAUACGUAGCUACGUAACCUCUGUCAUUCUACAUCGCCAUCUUUAGUUACAUCACAUUUCUUUGUCACUUGACGCAGCUUAGCAUCACCGUUUUUACUUGCGUGAAUAUACCGCAAGAGCUACAUUUACGUUACAGUUAUGUAUCUUCGCACGCAUCACGUCGUUUACAACCACCUCGUACUUUUUUACGGAAACGUUUCUUAAUCGUCACGUUGCUUACGAUCACGUUAGCCUUUUGCACCACGCUAUCUAGUCUCCCUCGCAGCCCUCCAAAAAGGGACAGGAAGCCCGACAAAAGGGGAGGCUGCGAAGGAGACGAACUCACAURUCGUUACUCUUCGCUUUACCACAGGCAACCCAAGCAAAGCAUUUGAUUCAAAAUUGUUUU